Molecule: messenger RNA, 2645 nt
Organism: Ctenopharyngodon idella (grass carp)
Lineage: Eukaryota; Metazoa; Chordata; Actinopteri; Cypriniformes; Xenocyprididae
Gene: ppt2b
Product: palmitoyl-protein thioesterase 2b
Exons: 9
Coding region: 435-1178 (247 amino acids)
Cellular component (GO): lysosome
Molecular function (GO): thiolester hydrolase activity
Source: RefSeq, a predicted model, not a curated record
ACAGCUCGAUGGCACUCACUAAAUUAAAUACGCAUAUCGGUCAUGUGAUUAAUAUAGCUUAAUACUGUUUGAAAUGGUUAUUUUUGCAUAUUGUAUUGCCCACGGUUUUAAAAAAUUAUUGGCACAGCAGAAUAGCAAGUAUGCUAUUUCGAAUUCAGCUUUAUGUCUGGGAAGGCAGCUAAGCCUGGAAGUGACGCAGCGAACGCUUGUGUUGAUGCACUAACCGGAAGCAACACAAAUAGAUAAAUGUACUGUAGGCCUAAACAUGAUAGACGGAGGCGAAUGCAUAUAGCAACUGCGUUUGCAGUAACUCAAAUACAGCUUCCUAUGGAAUUAUUUUUGAUUUUUAUAGUUUUGAUUUUAUUGUAGCGUUUUAGACGUUAUUUUACCUAUAUUAAACGUUGUGUUUUAUCUUUAUUGUUAUUGUUAUUGUUAUGAUGAAGAACGUGUGUGUGUGGUCGCUGGUUGCUGUAUGUGUGUUGUGUGCGUGUGUCGCGUAUAAACCGGUGAUCAUCGUUCACGGGCUUUUCGACAGCUCUGCUGACUUUAUCAACCUACACCGAUUCAUCAACCUGUCUCACCCAGGCAGUAAUGUGACUGUCCUAGACCUGUUUGACCGCAGUGCCAGCCUGCAGCCACUCUGGAAGCAAGUGCAGGGCUUCGCAGAAGCCAUUUAUCCCAUCAUGCAGAAUGCAGCUGAUGGCGUCCACCUCAUCUGCUACUCACAAGGUGGCCUUGUAUGCCGAGGAAUCCUGUCCACUCUUCCAGACCAUAAUGUGCACUCUUUCAUAUCUCUGUCUUCUCCGCAGGCGGGGCAGUAUGGAGACACAGACUAUCUGAAGUACCUCUUCCCCCAGUUUGUCAAAUCCAAUUUGUAUCAUGUAUGCUAUACUGCAGUGGGCCAGAAAAUAUCAAUCUGUAACUACUGGAAUGACCCUCAUCACAGAGACAUGUACAUCAACAGCAGUGACUAUCUGGCAUUACUGAACAAUGAAAGACCAAAUCCCAACUCUACUGCUUGGAAACAAAAUUUUCUGCGCAUUAAGAAGCUAGUGCUGAUUGGUGGUCCUGAUGAUGGGGUCAUCACACCUUGGCAAUCAAGUCAGUUUGGUUUCUAUGAUGAUAAUGAGACGGUCGUUGAGAUGAAAAACCAGAAAUCCCCUAAUCCCUGCCACUGAAAAACACCCUCACAGCAUGAUACUCCAGCACCGUGCUUCACUGUUUGGAUAGUAUUGCGCUGGUGAUAAGCGGUGUUUUUGAUGGACUUAUUUGGGCUGAAGACGCUGUAUGCUCGAGGGGAUCUGGCUCUUUGUUCGAUGGCAGGUGUUGCACAUGUCUUCUGGCACUCCAAUGAAACUGUGUAUAAAACCUGCAUUGAGAAAUGGCUUACGUAGAUACUGACACACACAAAGAACCAUACAUGAUCACUACAGAUCAUUCUCUAUUAUUAACUUGCACGCACAGUUUUAUACAUAUUGUUACAGUAUGCUAAUGCAUUGUAUCAGAACAUACAUUUCUGUUACUGUGCCCAUUGAAUGCCUCUACAGUGAGACACAAACUCAGUUUUGAUUAUAUGUUAAAAUAUACACGUAAAAAGGUAAACACUAAAUAUAAGGAAUAACCAUCAGUGCCUGAGGGAUACAUUUCUCAUUUUGCUAAAGGGUUUGGAUCUUAAUCACUAUUUUUCGAUGUGUGUAGAUAUUUUUUUUUUUUAAUUCCUCUUUUGAUUUAUGUAAUGUGUUUGAUGUGGCCUGUGCUGCUGCAGUAACGUUCAAGCCUUACAUUUAAUUCAUUGGACAUGUUUUGCUCUUUCUGCACAUUGUAAUGAGAAAGGAGAGAAUGAGUGGGAGUAAAAAAGGGAAUAAGUAAAGGGAAUAUGAAAGGAAACUCAUGGUAAUGCUGUUGCAUUUGCUGUAUAUAACGUUACCUCUCACUUCUUAUCCCUUGUUCACCAUAAAGGGAUUUGUCUCUGAAUAUUUAAUUCAUAUUAAAUGUCUGUGUUAGGAUAUUUUACUGUUAUUUCAUGCUUGAAGAUAACCUUGCUUUAACAAGGUGUUCUGUUCACAUAGUAUUCACUUAGAAUGAUUCAUUUUAGAAUGAUUACUAAAAGGGUUUGAUAUUUUUAAGCACAAUUUGAUUAUAAUGCAUUUAAAGGUGUGCUAUACAGAUGAGUACUGUACAAAACAUAUUUUGCCAUAUUUAUUGAUAUCAUAGCAGUGUUAUGUAUAUUUUUUAUGUUUUAGACUGUUUUAACUGUUUAAUUAAAUGCUUGCCAUUGGGCGUUAAUGGAUAGUUUAACAAAAGUAUAUUGUCUGAAGUAGAGAAGUCUUUACCAUUGAAGUACACUUUUCAGCUAAAACUGAUUUUGUUCAAUUUUUCACACUUGGCACCAUGAAGCAUCUGCAAAUGUAAAUUUUGUAAGUGAUUUAAGCUGCAUACCAGUGUGCUUUACUGUUUUUACUUGUUAACGUUCAGAAUAAAACUUUUUUUUUUUUUUUUGUCAACUGUUGUCAUUUUGAUGAAAGAUGCCCAUGCAGUUCUUAAUACAUUUUUUUAAAUAAGAGUGGUUUGUGACAUUGAAUGAAAUUUCAUGUGAAAAGAUUUCUAAGGUGUGACCCCCUAAUAAAUAUAACUUUGCUAUCUAA